AUACCCACUAGGAGCGACUCCACUCUGGCCUCUACCGUCAUGUGACUUGGUUAUGUUGAGCGUUGACGUCAUCUGACGGCUCCGGGAGGAACAUGGCGACCAAGGGGGGCAGCAGUAGUUCCCGGGGGUUUUAUUUUAACACCGUGCUGUCCCUUGCCCGCUCCCUGGCAGUGCAGAGGCCGGCGGCCCUGGAGAAGGUGCAGAAGUUGCUAUGUAUGUGCCCCGUUGAUUUUCAUGGAGUGUUUCAACUGGACGAGAGGCGCAGAGAUGCCCUUAUUGCUUUGGGAAUUUUCCUGGUUGAAUCUGAUCUUCAGCACAAAGAGAAUAUUGUACCGUAUCUCCUGAGGCUGCUGAGGGGUCUUCCGAAAGUACUAUGGCUAGAGGAGAGCACAUCUCGAAAAAACAAGGGCAUGCUUCCGGUAGCAGAGACAUUCAGCUUCUGCCUUGUUACUUUACUCUCAGAUGUUGCUCACAGAGAUGAGACCUUCAGAAGACAGAUAUUAGAGACAAUCCUAGAUGUGAUGCAAUGUCUACUUGGAAUGUGCCAGUCUGCACAAAUCCAGGACAAAGAAUACCUGUGCAAGUAUGCAGUGCCCUGUUUAAUUGGUAUAUCUCGAGCAUUUGGAAGAUAUAGCAACACUGAAGAAUCGCUUCUUUCCAAGUUGUUUCCCAAGAUCUCGCCUCAAUCUUUGAAAGCUCCAGAAGAGCUGGAUGGGAUCCGCAGACGCUCCUUCAAUGAUUUCCGAUCUAUUCUUCCAAAUUCAUUCCUCAAUGUAUGUCAAGGGGACUCACUGAAGAGGAAGACAAGCAGUGUAUCUAGUGGAUCACAGGUUAGCCCAGAUCGUGUUGUUCCACUGCCUGGAUCUCCUGCAGGAUCUAACAUCCAGUAUUUUGAAGGAUCCUAUUUGCCAGAUGGGAGUGCUGUAGAUCCGGAUUAUUACCUCACCACCAUCAGCUCUAGCUUCUCGGUCUCCCCGCUAUUUAUUGGCGUCAACAAUAAAGAGUUUGAUAUCCCCCAAGAAACUUUACGUCAACUACUGUGCAUGGUGAAGCAAAUUGUUGCAGAUCCAGUUUUGAGCUCAUUAGAUUCUCUCAUCACUGAAGUUAUAGAGGUGAAUCCCAGCGCUGAUCUUUUCUAUAAAACAUUCAGCGAUCCUCUCUACGUAGCAAUGUUUAAGAUGCUCAGAGAUACAAUGUAUAAUAUGAAAGAUCUCCAGACCUCCUUUGUAAAGGAGAUCCAUGACUUUGUAUUAGAACAGUUUAACAGCAGCCAGUCUGAGUUGCAGAAGAUAUUGCAUGAUGUGGAUAGACUACACAAUGAACUAAGUCCUUUGAAGCUGAGAUGUCAGGCUAAUGCGGCUUGUGUGGACCUCAUGGUUUGGGCUGUGAAGGAUGAGCAAGGUGCAGAAAAUCUAUGCAUUAAACUGUCUGAAAAGCUGCAGUCAAAGACAUCUAGCAAAGUUAUAAUAGCCCACAUGCCUCUCCUGAUCUGCUGCUUACAGGGGCUGGGUCGUCUCUGUGAGCGCUUUCCUGUGGUAGUUCACUCUGUAACUCCAUCUCUUCGGGAUUUUCUGGUCAUACCUUCUCCAGUGUUAGUAAAGCUCUAUAAAUAUCACAGCCAAUAUCAUUCAGGACCUAAUGACAUUAAAAUCAGCAUCACAAAUGAGCACUCUGAAUCAACAAUGAACGUUAUACAUGGUAAGAAGAGUCAGCCCUCCAUGUACGAGCAGCUGCGAGACAUUGCCAUUGAGAACAUCUGCAGGUGUCUGAAGGCAGGAUUAACUAUUGAUCCAGUUAUUGUAGAAGCCUUCCUUGCCAGUUUAUCCAAUCGCCUUUAUAUAUCACAGGAGAAUGAUAAAGAGGCACAUUUGAUUCCUGAUCACACAAUUCGGGCAUUGGGUCAUAUUGCUGUUGCCUUGAGGGAUACACCGAAGGUGAUGGAGCCAAUUCUUCAGAUUCUUCAACAAAAGUUUUGUCAACCACCAUCACAGUUAGAUGUGCUUAUCAUAGACCAGCUGGGCUGCAUGGUGAUAACCGGCAAUCAAUAUAUUUACCAGGAGGUGUGGAAUCUAUUCCAACAAAUAAGUGUAAAGGCCAGUUCAGUUGUAUAUUCUGCCACAAAGGAUUACAAAGACCAUGGAUACAGACAUUGCUCACUAGCAGUCAUCAAUGCACUUGCAAACAUUGCAGUGAACAUCCAAGGAGAACAGCUAGUAGAUGAGCUGCUGAUGAACCUACUGGAGCUGUUUGUGCAGCUGGGUCUAGAGGGGAAGCGAGCCAGUGAGAGAGCCAGUGAAAAAGGGCCAGCACUCAAGGCUUCUAGCAGUGCGGGGAACCUGGGAGUCCUGAUUCCUGUUAUCGCUGUGCUGACAAGGAGAUUACCACCCAUUAAAGAGGCCAAACCUAGACUUCAGAAGCUAUUCCGAGAUUUCUGGCUGUACUCUGUUUUGAUGGGCUUUGCGGUGGAAGGUUCCGGUCUGUGGCCAGAAGAAUGGUAUGAAGGAGUCUGCGAAAUUGCUACGAAAUCGCCAUUGCUGACAUUUCCUAGCAAGGAGCCUUUGCGUUCUGUUCUGCAGUACAACUCUGCUAUGAAAAAUGACACCGUGACACCGGCAGAACUUAAUGAGUUAAGGAGCACUAUUAUAAAUCUACUGGAUCCUGCUCCUGAAGUAUCGGCACUUAUCAACAAGCUAGACUUUGCCAUGUCCACUUAUCUGCUCUCUGUCUACCGGCUGGAACACAUGAGAGUCUUGAACUCGACGGAUAAGGAUCGGUUCCAAGUCAUGUUCUUUUACUUUGAAGACAAAGCUAUCCAGAAAGAUAAAUCAGGGAUGAUGCAGUGUGUUAUUGCUGUAGCUGAUAAAGUCUUUGAUGCAUUCUUAGCUGUAAUGGCUGAUAAGCCUAAAACAAAAGAGAAUGAGAAAGAGCUGGAGCGCCAUGCUCAGUUCUUGCUGGUAAACUUCAAUCAUAUUCACAAGCGCAUCAGGAGGGUUGCAGACAAAUAUUUAUCUGGCCUGGUAGACAAGUUCCCCCAUUUACUGUGGAGUGGUACAGUAUUGAAAACCAUGCUUGAUAUGUUGCAGACUUUGUCUCUUUCACUUAGUGCGGACAUUCACAAGGACCAACCAUAUUACGACAUUCCAGAUGCUCCAUACAGGAUCACUGUACCUGACACCUAUGAGGCCAGAGAGAGCAUUGUAAAGGACUUUGCUGCUCGAUGUGGGAUGAUCCUACAAGAAGCCAUGAAAUGGGCCCCAUCUGUGACUAAAUCCCAUUUACAGGAAUAUCUGAACAAGCACCAAAACUGGGUAUCUGGCCUCUCUCAGCAUACUGGCCUCGCCAUGGCUACUGAAAGCAUAUUACAUUUUGCAGGCUACAACAGACAUAACACAACUUUAGGACAAACGCAGCUAACUGAACGCCCAGCCUGUGUCAAAAAGGAUUAUUCCAAUUUCAUGGCAUCGCUGAACCUGCGUAACCGUUACGCUGGAGAGGUUGCUGGCAUGUUUGAGUUCUCCCGAGACACUGGUCGGACCUCUGAUCUGAACAAGUUCAUGCUGAGACAUCUGAAUAAUGCAUUGGAAUCCAGUCAGCCAGAGGCAUACACCCAAGUCAUGUUCAAGCUCACAGCCAUGCUUAUCAGCAGCAAAGAAUGUGAUGCGCAGCUUCUACACCACAUGUGUUGGGCCCCACUUCGUAUGUUUACUGACCAUGGAAUGGAAACAGCCAUUGCCUGCUGGGAAUGGCUUUUAGCAGCUAAGAAUGGGAUUGAAGUUCCGUUCAUGCGAGAGAUGUCUGGUGCUUGGCAAAUGACAGUAGAGCAGAGGAUUGGACUCUUCUCACCUGAGCAGAAGGAAGCAGAUCCCUUGGCUGCCUCAGAGCAAAGCCAACCUCAUCCAUGUCCUCCAGAAGUGAAUCCCCAUUACAUAUGGAUUGAUUUUCUGAUGCAGAGGUUUGAAAUUGCUAAGUACUGCAGCUCUGACCAGGUGGAGAUAUUCUCCAGUCUCCUGCAGCGAUCCCUCUCCUUAAAUAUUGGAGGGGCAAAAGGAAAUAUUAACAGACACGUUGCAGCUAUUGGCCCCCGCUUUAAGUUGCUGAUUCUGGGACUAUCAUUGUUACAUGCAGAUGUGGUUCCUAAUGCCACCAUCCGUAAUGUUCUUAGAGAAAAAAUCUACUCUACAGCAUUCGAUUACUUCAGUUCUCCUCCUAAGUUCCCAACACAAUCGGAGAAGCAGCUCCGGGAAGAUAUAACUAUUAUGAUUAGGUUUUGGACAGCCAUGUUCUCAGACAAGAAAUACCUUACAGCCAAUCAGCUGGUUCCUCCAGAUAAUCUGGAUCCCUCUGUGAAUAGUCUGUCUGCAAUGUCUGAUGUGGCACGUAGCAAUUUGGAUGUGACUGUGGGCUCUCGGCAACAGACUGCUCAGGGCUGGAUAAAUACGUACCCCUUAUCCAGUGGCAUGUCUACGAUCUCUAAAAAAUCUGGAAUGACAAAGAAAACAAACCGGGGGACCCAGUUACACAAGUACUACAUGAAAAGGCGGACUUUGCUUUUAUCCCUUCUGGCCACUGAGAUUGAUCGUCUGACAACAUGGUACAACCCCCUGUCUGCUCCUGAGUUGGAACUGGAUCAAACAGGAGAGAACAGUGUUGCCAAUUGGAGAUCUAAGUAUAUCAGCCUUAGUGAAAAGCAAUGGAAAGACAAUGUUAACCUGGCCUGGAGCAUUGCUCCUCAUCUAGCUGUUCAGUUACCAUUAAGGUUUAAAAACACUGACGCUAUUGCUGGAGAAGUGACCCGGCUCGUGAGACUGGAUCCAGGUGCUGUCAGUGACAUUCCAGAGGCAAUCAAAUAUCUGGUAACCUGGCAUACGAUAGAUGCAGAUGCUCCUGAGCUUAGCCAUAUUCUGUGCUGGGCACCAACGGAUCCACCUACUGGACUGUCUUAUUUCUCCAGCAUGUACCCUCCACAUCCACUAACUGCCCAGUAUGGGGUCAAAGUACUGCGAUCAUUCCCUCCGGAUGCCAUUCUUUUUUACAUUCCACAAAUAGUCCAAGCACUGAGAUAUGAUAAGAUGGGUUAUGUUCGGGAAUACAUUCUGUGGGCAGCUGCUAAGUCCCAGCUAUUAGCUCAUCAGUUUAUCUGGAACAUGAAGACCAACAUUUAUCUAGAUGAAGAAGGGCAUCAAAAGGAUCCUGACAUUGGAGAUCUGCUGGAGCAGCUCAUGGAGGAAAUCACAGGAUCCCUGUCAGGGCCUGCUAAAGACUUCUACCAGCGGGAGUUUGACUUUUUCAAUAAAAUAACCAAUGUGUCUGCUAUUAUUAAACCAUACCCUAAGGGAGAAGAACGUAAAAGAGCUUGCCUUAAUGCCUUGUCUGAAGUAAAGGUGCAGCCUGGGUGUUACCUGCCCAGUAACCCAGAAGCUAUUGUGUUGGAUAUUGACUACAACUCUGGAACGCCCAUGCAAAGUGCGGCAAAAGCUCCAUAUCUAGCCAAGUUUAAGGUGAAGAGAUGCGGAGUCAGUGAGCUGGAGAAGGAAGGCCUCCAAUGUCGCUCAGAUUCUAUUGAUGAAAGCGAGGAGGAAGAUGUGGAUAAAAAGAUAUGCUGGCAAGCGGCUAUCUUUAAAGUGGGAGAUGAUUGCAGACAAGAUAUGCUGGCUUUGCAGAUAAUCGAUUUAUUCAAGAAUAUUUUUCAACUGGUUGGACUUGACCUCUUUGUCUUUCCGUACAGGGUAGUGGCUACAGCUCCUGGGUGUGGAGUUAUCGAGUGUAUUCCAGACUGCACCUCAAGGGAUCAGCUAGGUCGGCAGACCGAUUUUGGCAUGUAUGACUACUUCACGAGGCAAUAUGGAGAUGAGUCUACUCUGGCAUUUCAAAAGGCUCGAUAUAAUUUCAUUCGGAGUAUGGCAGCCUACAGCCUCUUACUGUUCCUGCUGCAGAUUAAAGACAGACACAAUGGCAACAUCAUGCUGGAUAAGGAGGGGCACAUCAUCCACAUUGAUUUUGGAUUUAUGUUUGAGAGCUCCCCCGGGGGCAACUUAGGCUGGGAGCCUGAUAUAAAGUUAACGGAUGAGAUGGUGAUGAUCAUGGGACGCAAAAUGGAAGCAACGCCUUUUAAGUGGUUCAUGGAGAUGUGUGUACGUGGCUACCUGGCUGUCAGGCCGUACAUGGACGCCGUAGUAUCUCUUGUGACACUCAUGUUGGACACUGGACUUCCUUGCUUCCGUGGACAGACAAUAAAAUUGCUGAAGAACAGAUUUAGUCCCAACAUGACGGAGAAAGAAGCAGCAAACUUCAUCCUGAAGAUAAUUCAGAACUGCUUCCUCAGCAACAGGAGCAGAACCUAUGACAUGAUCCAGUACUAUCAAAAUGACAUCCCUUACUGAUCAGUGCAUCCUUCCCGUGUUUGUAGUGAACUGUAGUCUUGUAUCUGCACAAUCUGUAUAGCCACAGACUGGGGGAACUGCAGCGAGAGUGAAGUGUGGAGAUUGGAAGACUUGGGAGGUGAUAGAUUUCUUUGUGACAACAAUUCAGACAAUUUUUGCACUGGCUUGUUGAAUUUAUUCUGUCAAAAAUACAAAUAAUUCUACCCUUCUAUUUAUGAGACUAAGAUUAAAUAUAUUUUCGUGCUCCGUUUUCAUAACUGAGCGUGUUAUUAUGUUGAAGUUUCCCAGGGGGAGGUGGUGUAGGACAAAAUGUUAAUAUUUGGUUACAAAAAACAGCAUUGCCGGCUUCCCUGCUCUUUGAUCAAGCACAUUUAGUACUUUGGCAUGUAUAGUUCUGUUAGCUAUAACUAGCAGAAAUUAAAGAUGGCCCAUGGCUUCUCCUGGACUGUAUAGCGCACUGCACCUUUAAGAUCGAAGAACCUACUUCAUGCAGGAAUGAUGAAGAAAGAUUUACUUCUGUAUGUAUAAAUACUUUAUCGAAAUGUAUUUAAUGUGUAAAAUAUAAUUUAAUAAAAUACAAAAAAAGCAAACCA
Molecule: messenger RNA, 6973 nt
Organism: Hyla sarda
Lineage: Eukaryota; Metazoa; Chordata; Amphibia; Anura; Hylidae
Gene: PI4KA
Product: phosphatidylinositol 4-kinase alpha
Exons: 55
Coding region: 93-6380 (2095 amino acids)
Biological process (GO): phosphatidylinositol phosphate biosynthetic process; phosphatidylinositol-mediated signaling
Cellular component (GO): plasma membrane; cytoplasm
Molecular function (GO): 1-phosphatidylinositol 4-kinase activity
Source: RefSeq, a predicted model, not a curated record